AGAGCAUACGAAUUGUGUAGCAAAAUUGGAAAAGCGCCAAAAUUACUUCAUAUUAGCAAAGAGGUAGUGGAUGGUUUUUAUAUGGCCGUGAUGGAUUAUAUUAAGGCCAAGCUACUUUGCAACUGUAGUAAUUCGCUUAGUCAUGAUGAAUAUAAAAUAGUUUUCGAAGAUAUCAAAGAAGCUAUCAGCAAAUUGUAUAAGGAAAAUAUCGUUUUUGCUGACCUCUGUGAUUCCAACAUUUUGGUUAACAAAUCUCAAGAUCAAUAUCAAGGAAUGUUAAUAGAUUUCGAUUGGCUG
Molecule: messenger RNA, 297 nt
Organism: Racocetra persica
Lineage: Eukaryota; Fungi; Glomeromycota; Glomeromycetes; Diversisporales; Gigasporaceae
Source: the annotation of a GenBank genome assembly